AUGACUGAGUCGACCGCGACCGCUGUACUUCCAGAGCCUGAGGCCGCAGCCCCCAAUCUCUCCAAAGAAGAGGGCGAUCCGCAGAAUGCCUUGACACGGCAGUUCACCGACGAAGAGUGGAAGGCGGUGAGGGAACUCCGGGGACGCCUUUCCGCCAUAUUCAACGAGGCAUAUCCCGCGCGAGAGACGGCCAAAGCGGGCCCCAUCACGCUCUGGGGCGUGAAGAUUGACCCGGAGAACGCGAGCGACGCACGUGUGAGCGUUGUCCUCGUCAAGUUUCUGCGCGCGCGGAACCUCAACGUCGCCGACGCGCAGAAGAUGCUGCUCGACACACUUCGCUGGCGAGAAGAGUUCAAGGUCGAGCAGGCCUGCGCGGAGGAGUUUCCGGAUGGGAUCUUCGGCGGGCUCGGCCGCAUCUCUGGCCACGACACGCAUAACAGGCCGGUAGUAUACAAUCUCUACGGGGCCAAUAAGAAUCUAAACGCUGUGUUCGGCGACGUCGAGCGGUUCCUCCGUUGGCGUGUCGCCUUUAUGGAACAGUGCAUCGAGCUGCUUGACUUUGAGACGGUCGACCAGAUGGUCCAGAUCCACGACUACGACGGCGUCUCCAUGAUGGCGGGGAGAGAUGCAAACCAAAAGGCGGCCGCGUCCCAGGCCAGUGCUCUCUUCCAGAACUACUACCCCGAGUUCCUGUCCAGCAAGUUCUUCGUCAAUGUGCCUGGCUUAAUGGCCUGGGUCUUCUGGCUCUUCAAGCCUUUCUUGUCUGCCAAGACACUGGAGAAAUUUAGCAUGGUGGGCAGUGGCCCAAAGACUAUCGGCGCGGCACUUCUGCCCCUUAUUGAUGCUACACAGCUGCCAAAGCGGUAUGGUGGGGAAGCUGACGACCUCGCCUAA
This is a messenger RNA of Fibroporia radiculosa, 894 nucleotides long. RefSeq lists its product as uncharacterized. Gene Ontology annotation, molecular function: phosphatidylinositol transfer activity. The transcript is spliced from 8 exons. Gene Ontology annotation, cellular component: cytosol; plasma membrane; cortical endoplasmic reticulum. The record is from RefSeq and is a predicted model, not a curated record. Gene Ontology annotation, biological process: Golgi to plasma membrane protein transport; regulation of exocytosis. Lineage: Eukaryota; Fungi; Basidiomycota; Agaricomycetes; Polyporales; Fibroporiaceae. The coding region runs from base 1 to 894 and encodes 297 amino acids.